Sceloporus undulatus (fence lizard) is the source of this 6377-nucleotide messenger RNA. It is a transcript of the gene NWD2, whose product is annotated as NACHT and WD repeat domain containing 2. Bases 226 to 5511 code for a protein of 1761 amino acids. The transcript is spliced from 7 exons. Gene Ontology annotation, molecular function: protein binding. The record is from RefSeq and is a predicted model, not a curated record. Lineage: Eukaryota; Metazoa; Chordata; Lepidosauria; Squamata; Phrynosomatidae.
UUUCCUCCUCCUCCUCCUUCUCUCUUCCUUCUUUUCCUUCUCCUUCUCCUCUGCCUCCCUGAGGCGCCUCUUGGCCGCAAAGUUUUCCCGCCCCUCCGGAGAGACAUGGCUCCCCUUCCGUCCUCCAGAGGACCCUGAAGGCCACUUGAGAGGAGCCCAGAAGACCCCCAUGGCCUCAGCCCAAGGCAGCAGCUGAAGCAGCAGCAACCCAACUGAGAGCGAGGCAUGUCUUCUGCCCCGGGCCCCGCGUCUGCUGCUCCUGCGGCGGGGGCCAUGUGGCCCUCGGGGCCGUCGUCGGGCAAGCUGCCUUCCCCGCGGGAGUCUGCGCUGCGGAGGGCGGCCUUCGCCGGGAACCUGUCGGCGCUGCCUCUCCACUGGGCGCCCAGCGGCAGGAGCGUCCGGGUCUUCGUCAGCGCCAACCCCGAAGAUACAGUAGCAGAAAGAAGUGCAUUACGGGAACAUGUGUAUCCUAAGCUUCGGGAAUUCUGCAGGGAAAACUAUGGGAUGGAAUUUCAGGUUAUCGAUCUGUAUUGGGGAGUAGAACCAGAAGAAUGGGAUAGCCCAGAGCUCCAGAAAACCCGUAUGAGGCUAUUAGAAGAUUGCCUGAAAACAUCUGCAGGUCCAUGUUUUGUUGGCCUUUUGGGAGAAAAAUAUGGAAGUAUGCGAAUACCAGGAGAAGUGGAAUCAUCAGAAUUUGAAAUGAUUCUGGAUGCUGCUGUUGAGGCAAAACUGGAAACAAGGAUUUUGGAAGAGUGGUAUUGCAGAGAUGAGAAUGCAGUGCCGCCGACUUAUUACCUCAAACCAAAACCUGAUAUUCUGAAGAGCAAUCCCAAUAUGAUGGAAGCAUCCUCAAACCCUGUAAGUGAAUCCAAAUGGCAGGAAGUAUCAGAAGAAAUUAAGAUGAUUUUUAAGACAGCUGUGAAGAUGCUAUAUGAAAAGGGGAAAAUGAAACACAGUCAAGCAAAGAGAUAUCUUUCCUCUGCUAUCGAAGAUGAAUUUGAUUUUGCAUUAGGAAAACAAACCCCAGCUUUCCUAAAGAAGUGUGUUUGCUACAUUCGGAAGAUUGCAAACAUAGAGCGUUUUGUUAAAGUUCCAGAGAUGGAGAAAUACAUGGAUGUACUUCAUGCAGGUGGAAAGCAUGUGCGUGACCCAGAAGCACUUGAAAAACUCAUCAAACUCAGGGAUGAAUUUGUUCCUACCAUUGUUGCAUCAUCUAAUUUGAGAGUCUACACUUCUGUUACCCAUUGCGACAUCAAACAUGGUUACACCCAAGAAGUGGAGAACCAUUAUAUUGAAGGGCUUGGCAAACAGUUUUAUGAGGACAUGGUUGAUAUAAUUCAGGCAACCGUGCAACAGAAUUUUGACAUAGAGACAGACUGGCUCUAUGAUGAAGUCCUUCAACAUUCCUCACUAUGUAGAACCUACUCUUCAUUCUAUGAAUACAAGUGUGACGCUAGGAAUAUUAUGCACAAAUACCUUCUGCCUAGGAAAAUGGGCCACAUUAACCCUCUUGUCAUAUAUGGAGGACCAUGCACUGGAAAAACCUUUUUAGUAGCAGAAGUGGCAAAGAAGGCUUAUGCUUGGCUGAAGGAAGAAAUGGGACCAGAAUCAGAUCCUGUAGUAGUUAUCAGAUUUUUGGGAUCCACUGAGAUGAGUACAGACCUUAGGAACCUGCUUCAAAGUAUUUGUGAACAAUUAGCAAUUAACUAUCGAUGCCUUGUACAAAAUUAUCCCAAAAAAAUCCACGACCUCCGGGAGCUAUUUAUAAACCUUUUGAAUGAGUCUUCAUUUCACAGACCUCUGGUUAUGAUAUUUGAUUCUGUAGAGCAGCUUUCAGAUAAUGAUGAUGCUAGAAAGUUAUGGUGGCUACCUGUGCAUUUGCCCCGUUCAGUAAGAAUUAUCUUGUCAACACUGCCAAACAAACACGGAAUCCUGCAAAAACUGAGGUGCCUUAUACAUGAUGAGGAUAACUUCAUUGAAUUGAUUUCUAGGGACAGAAAGAUGUGUAGUCAAGUUCUCAAGCAUCAGCUGCUCCAAGUUAAGAGAAAAGUAACAUCAGGACAACAAAUCUAUGUCAAUGAAGCUUUUUCCAGGUGCACACUGCCUAUGUUUGUAAACUUAACCUUUAGAGAGGUCCGAAACUGGAGAUCUCAUAAAGAUGUUGAUGAGUCUUCUCUCUGUGUGACUGUCCAUGAUAGCAUAGAGCAAAUGUUCUGGUCACUAGAAAACAACUGUGGACCCAGACUUGUAUCACGGGCCCUUGGUUAUAUCACCAUGUGCAAGUCUGGUCUGAGUGAAAUGGAACUGGAAGACGUUUUGGCUCUUGACAACACAGUCAUGUUUGAACUAAACGAGAACAUCAGGCAGCACAACCCACUGAGAAUACCUUACAUUUACAUUGCAAGACUGAAAGAAGGACUAACUGGAUACCUGAUAGAAAGACAAGUUAAAAAUGUUACCCUAUUAGUAUGGGCAAAUAGGCAUCUGCAGCUUAUUGCCCAAAAGAUGUAUCUUCACAAUGAAGAAGAUGUUCAUGAAAUGCAUACUGUAAUGGCUGAAUAUUUUCUGGGUGUUUGGUCAGGAGGCAGAAGGAAGUCUCUUUACAGUGAAGACCAGUAUCUAAAUGGUUGCCUUGAUAGUGACAGCAGGAGCAUGAAUGAUGAGGAGAAACACAUAAUGGAUCAAACAAAUUUUGAUAGGCAGUCACCUGAUCAGCCUUGGGUAUUCCAGUGUAACCCUUUGGAGCCUGACAUCUUUUUUGUCAACCAUAGAAAAAUGACAGAGCUUUUGCACCACUUGACACAAUGUGGAAAAACAGAUGACAUGCUGUAUGGUGUCAUUAUGAACUUCAGUUGGCUAUACACCAUGAUCAAAAUUGGGCAGUUUGACAAAGCCCUCUCUGAUGUGGAAUUGGCCUAUAACUAUUCACAAGAAAAGGAACUAAAAUUCCUUGCAAAUACACUUCGUGCCAUAAAGUACAAAGUAAUAAAAUACCCAGGCACUCUCUCUGCUGAAUUACAACAGAGGCUUCUUCCAGUUGUUAGCUCAUUGCCUAAAUUGAGGCAGCUUCUUCUGGAAUGUGAUAAAGAUGGUCCUAAAUACUGCUCUAUUGUUCCAUUGCAUUCUUCAAUGGAUGUAACUUACAGCCCUGAGAGAUUACCUUUGUCUUCUAGUUGCACUCAAAUCACUGAAAUCUUGCCUACUUUUAAUCCAAGUACAGUCAUUGUAGCUCUAGAAAAUGGCUCCAUCAGUACUUGGGAUGUGGAGACACGUCAGCUAUUACGGCAAAUUACAACAGCUCAGUCAGUAAUCUUGGGCAUGAAGCUGACUAGUGAUGAAAAAUACCUUGUUGUGGCAACAACAAAGAACACACUCUUGAUUUAUGACAACCUAAAUUCUUGCCUUUUGUCGGAGGUAGAGAUUAAGGGAUCAAAGCAUGGUGGAAUUGGUAUAGGCUCCAGUUUUAUAAAUGGAUUUACUCUAUCAGUAAAUCAUGCACUUUCAUGGCUAGAAGCUAGCAAAGACAUUACUGUGAUAGAUCUACUUUAUGGAUGGCCACUUUAUCAGUUCCAUUGCUGGUAUGAAGUGACUUGUGUCCAGUGUUCCCCGGAUGGAAUGUAUGCUUUCUGUGGACAGUACUUGAAUACUGCAUCUGUAUUCCAUUUAGGCAGUGGAGAUAAGCUGGCCACUGUGACCUCAGAAUUUUCUGGUGGGUUUGUCAAAUUUCUUCUAGUCCUAGAUACAGCUCAAGAGAUGGUGAUGGUCGACAGUGAAGGUGGUCUUUCCAUUUGGAACACAGAGGAAAUCACCAAUCCCCAACUGACAGAUGACUUUGAUUGCAAGAGAGGGGAUAGCGAAUUUGUCAGUAUUGAACUAGCUGAAGACCAAAGUGCAAUUUUAAUAUGUAAGUCACUCAAUAUAGAGCUUCUGGACACUGGCAUGUGGAAAGUAGUUGAAAAGUUUAGAGCUAAACACAAUGAGCGCUUUGUAUCAGCCGCGUUGUCCAAAAAUGGUGACUGCAUUGUUGCUUCUAUUGAAAAUACCUCUGCCAUUUUUGUUUGGAGGAGAGACACAGGACAAUGUAUGGCAAGCUUACAAGAAAUCUCAGGAAACAUUGUCAAAUUAAUUAAGUCGAAUCAUCAUAACAUGCUGCUAUCCUUAUCUACCAGUGGUGUCCUUUCUAUCUGGGAUAUAGAUAUUAUAACUGCAAUGUCCAACAUUGACAAAACUGGCAAGCCAAUCCAAAGACUGAUAUUGCCUGCCAAAGGCGAAGUGAUUUAUACACUUGAUGGCUCUGAAGUUAUACAUAAAUGGAACUUUGGCACAGGAUUCAUUGAAGCUGUAUUUAAGCAUGAAAGUCUUGUUGAAAACUGUGUGCUGACCUCCAAUGGAAAAUUGAUGAUUACGUCCGAUGACAAAUGCAGUCAAUAUGUAUGGCAAACUAGUACUGGUGAAAAUCUCUUCCGCAUUAAUGGACAAAGAAUAAGCCAGCUGUUGAUAACACACAAUGAUCAGUUUGUUGUCUCCCUCUGUGAGCAAAAUGCAUCCAGAGUUUGGAGACUGGCAACAGGCCAUAGAGUUUGCAAUAUUCUUGUUGCCUUACAGAAUGCAUUUAUAACCACUGCUAAUACAUUUGUAGUUGGAAUGACAAAAAAUAAAGUGUUGGCAGUAAGUCUCUGGACAGGGAGUAUAACCAAGAAAUUCUGUUGCGAUGAUGGUAUAACCAUAGUUGAUAUCAAACUGAUCCCAGACUGCCCUGACAUAGUUGUCUUUAUAACAUCUACUGAAACUGUGAACAUUUGGAGUCUUGCUGAAGAAGUCAUCUGCAGACGUGUACAACUCCCUAACACUUUUCUCAAGACUUUAGAGGAUUUUGAAAUAUCUCCCAAUGGAAAACUGGGGAUCAUAUCCCGUGGUGAUGAGAAUAUCAAUGUACUUGAUCUUCACAGUGGCAAGCUCCGGGUUGUCCAUGCUUCUGGCAUCAUCUGGAGGCAGAGGUUGUCUCAGGAUGGUCGCUACCUUGUGUACAUUUGUUUUCGCACAGGUGAAGAGGAUGAUGAUAAUGGUGCAAUUUCUAUCCUAAUUGUAAUGAGAUUGGCAGAUGGGAAAAAUAUUGGUGCUUGUUCCCUUUAUAAAACUCCAACUUUCCUCGCUCUUUCCCAGAGGCAUUUAAACAUUAUUGUAGGCUUUGAUGACGGAAGCAUAGGCACUUACACUGUAGUGGAUCGAGUGGAUGCAGCAUUGAAAAUUAAAAUUGCUACUUCAAAUAGCCGACAGAUUUUCAACAAUGCAACACAAGUGAUUAGACCAAAGUGUCACAGUUAUAGCUUCAAGGUGACAGCAGACUGCAUAUGGAGGGAAUCUACAGAAGUGUUUGCAAGAGACAGUCCCAUCACAGUGGCAGACCCAGAGGCAACUGAAGCAACCCCAACCAAAAAACACAACUAUUGCUAUGACAAAGUGUGUUCUGCCAUCGAUUGCAGAGGGCAUGGGUUCACUGCUGACAAUUGAUUAUGUACAUUAUUGACAAAAUAGUUCAUUCCAUAUAACAAAUUUCUGUUCAUCUUAUUUAUAUUUUGUUAUAACAAGUUUGAAAAGAAAAAUAUUUAAAAUGAAUGGGCUACAAGUUUAAAUACUCAACUAUGAGUCUUGAUCCAAGGUCCUUGACUGGAGAUUUCUAGCAAUAUCAUCAUUAUUUUGACAUUAUAAAAAAAUUGAAAAAAAUAUUUUAAAGCUUUUUAACAAGACAUGAAGCUACAUUUCAUAUUGGAAUGAGGCAAGCCAGCCAUUUUUUAAAAAACCCAGGUGGCCGUAAGCCUAAUUCCCCAGCUCACAUGCAAAAAUGAAUUUUAUCCUUCUAAUGGUGCACAUGAUGGGAUACCUGGAAGACUUGAUGCAUUCCAUAAACAUUUGAAUUAGUAGCUACUACUGUUAUUUGAAAAAAAAUUAACAGGAGAGAGGCACAAUCCAAUUGGUGUUUAGCACUUUCAAGUCUAACUGAUUUGAUUAGAAACAAAAUAAAUCUCCCUAGACAACCUUACUUCACUUUGCUUGGAUUGUAUCCAUUGUUUCAAAGGAAAUAGUAUAGAAGGUGAAACUCUACAAAUAGCAACAUGUGAGGUAGCAAAACAUCUUAUAAUCAAAAAUGCUUUUAAGUAAAUUGUAUGUCUGGACGUGUAUCGCAGUUCUUUUGUUAUAAAGGUACAAAUGGUAAGAACUGCUGAUUAUCUAGGUCAAGUAAGAAAGGGUCGUAACUCCUGAAAUGGUGUUGUUUUCUGUCUCUUUCACAGUGUAUUUUAGUACUGUGUACAGUCAGCCCUUCUUAUACACGGAUUUUUUAUACAUGGAUUCAAGCAUCUAUGGUUUGAAAAUAUUCA